AUGAGCAAUCCUUCUCCUAUAAAAAAUAUCGGCGCAAGCAGUGAUAUCCCCAGAGUUACUCCGAACAGCGUCAAUAACAAGAAUGCGCUUCCGCCGCCACGCCAAAUUCGCUUUGUGUCGUCGGAUGGUCAGCCGCAGACCAAACGGCGGCGAGUGACUGCUGCGUGUCGCACCUGUCGCAAACGGAAAAUUCGAUGUUCUGGCGAACAACCUAUCUGUAAAACAUGCAGUGACUGUGGCCACAAGUGUCUAGGGUACAACGACCCUGAAAAACCGGAAAAGCCGAUUGUCCUCGGAUCACCCAGAAAUGGACAAUCUCAGACCACAUACGCUGAGGAUGGAGAUGAGGACCGAUCUCUUUCACAUUCCCCAACCACGUCACGGGUGUCUCUUGCUGUGCCUGUGGCUAAUAAUGCGUCCAAAUCGCCGCAGCCUAAGACGAUCAAGUUGGAAGUGCCUCUUCCUUUAACGAAAGAUACGCUGAACAAGGCAACGAGGGAGCAGGAUAAGCUGGCCGCUGUGGCUAGUCCAGAGAGCAGCCGCACGUCUUUGAGCUCAGGGCAUCGAACCCAUGUACCUUAUUUCAGGUACUUUGGACCCACGGCCAUUGUCCCGGGGUUCAAACAAAUGGUCGUGCGGGUACGAGAUGGGAAGAGAGGGAACCAGUCACAAUCGUCAGAUUCGACACGGUCAUUGAAAACUCCACCAAUUGCUCCCACCGGCCCUUCUUUGGUCACUACACUAGCAGAAGGAGAGUCCAACAGUAUACCUUUCUACGACCGCGACGACUCCUUACCGACAAGCAACCUUGUGACGCAUCUAUGUGAACUUUUCUUCGUCCAUCUUGGUUGCAGCUUUCCGUUUUUACAGCGGAGCCGCUUUAUGGAUGAUUUAAAAGAGAAGCAAAUUGAUUCAAUAUUGGUAGAUGCUGUAUGCGCCUUAGCGGCUAGAUUCUCUCCGCAUCCGUUGCUAAGCCCGCCGCAAGCUCGUCCUAUUGAUGAUGAAGAGCUGCAACCCGAUCUCAAACGAUCAGACCACGGCCAGCCUUUUGCGCAUCGAGCUAUGACUGCCGUUGUCAAUGCCCUUUCGUGUCCUACGUUGUCUGUUGUUCAAGCUUGCCUGUUGCUGGCUUAUGAGGAAUUCGGCUCUAAUCACGAUAGUGGCCUCUGGAUGUAUCUGGGAAUAGCUAUUCGAAUGGCUCAGGAUCUUGGUAUGCAGAAGCUUCAAGGACUCAAGUAUCGCUACGGACGUACCGGUCUCAGACCAAAAGCCAUCAUUACUGGCCAAGCCGGAAAAUUGAGCGUAGAACAAUCCGAAGGCUCUCAAAUACCGACAAAACGACGUGAAAGCGGCGACGGAGCAAGCGAAGAUAGUCAGCGCGCAAUGGAACGGGAACAGGUCGACACGUUUUGGAGCGUGUUCUUUCUUGAUCGUGUAAUUUCUUCGGGAACUGGAAGGCCGGUAACCCUACGAGAUGAAGACAUCGAAUUAUAUUUCCCGCUUCAGUCAGAGUCUAUUCUUUCGAACGGCUGGCCGGCACCUUUUCCGCCUCUAAUUCGGAUCAUUCACUUGUAUGGCCGUGUUACGGAUCUCAUUAAUUCCAUCCAAGAAGAUAAUAAUAUCGAUGCAGAGACCCUCAAACGAUUAGCCGGUAUGGAGAGUGACCUCACCAGCAUAUAUCAACGACUUUCGCCAAAGUUGCAUUUCAACACGAUGAACUUUCAAACCUAUGUCAAGGCUCAAGAAGGGACCAACUUUAUUCUGCUACACUUCUGGUUCCACACUCUGAUUGUUCUGUUACACCAGCCGACUCUUCUGAACUCGUUUGGUGGACGGAUUCAGCAACUAUACCCAAACAGUCGAGAACUCUCCAUGUCUUCAGCCAAAACGAUCGCCGACAUUCUCUCGUUUUCUGAGCUGAUUGAUGCAAAAAGCUUCAUUGGCAACCCUUUCACCAGCCAACCGAUGUAUAUUGCAGCAUGCGCUUUUCUUAUGGAAAGUGCCUACUAUUCAUCGCCAUCGUCAAGAUCUGGAUCCCCUCCCGUCCUCGUGACAGAUCAAUCCAGCGCAUUCACCAUUCCCAACAUGGACUCUUCAAAUAGCAGCGAGCGCAAAACCAACACAAAACAUAGUCUGCUCGCUUCAGCCGCAAAGGAGAAUUACCAACGAUGUUAUCGUGCUCUCAGAACUUUGCAGACGUAUUGGGAGGGGACAAAGUAUAUUCUGACGGUGCUGGAUCAGAAAGCAAAAGGCAUAGGGGAUCCGCUGUUGUAUACAACCGAAGAAAUGGAGAGCACGACGGAAGUGGCCUAUAUCCGGUCGUUGGCGUCGCCGAAUUGGCAACCGACGGUUCAGCCUAGUAUUGGGGAGGUUGCUGGGAAGGCAUCGGAAAGCCAGGCAGCUCAGUCUGACGUGGGUUCUCCGAAGAUUGGCCCUAGUCAAGCCAUCGGUUGGGCACUCACUGGAGAAAUCAACUCCGCCCAGCCAAACCUGAGUCUCUUGUACCAACUACCAGCACCGCAAUCAGAUGAGGGAUCAGAAGGACAGGUACCAGUCAAACAAAACAUCCCUGCCAUCGAAGUACACCGAGCCGGCCAUUCCUAUGCGCAAUCAAUGGCAUAUCAAUCAGGUCCCACCAACUCCUCAAGCAUCCUCAGUCCCCCCGUCCCAAAAUUCUCCAGCCCCGGAAACAAUAAUAUUAUCGCCUCCAAUUCCUACGCAGCAACAGGCACCGGACCCUCCCACGCCGUGUAUAGCUCAGCCCUCGCGCACUCUCAGAUGCAGUCUCCAUACACCUACAGCUCGCCAUCCUAUCAACCCCAUCAGCACCAACCUUACCACACAUAUACUGCGCAAUACGCUCCCUCGAAUCUAUCCGACACUUUGAUCGAAAGCCAGGACAUCGACAUGGCCGCCUUCCACAACCAAGCCGAAUUCCCCUUCAUAUUCUCCAACGAGUUUAACCCUUAUCUGGAAUAUCUGCCGCCGGAUGUGAUUAAUUAUUUCGGCGAUUCGUCGUCAUCCUCUUCGGCGGUGGCGGCGCAACAACAGCAGCAAUUUGGGGCCACUGCGUUGUUGAGUCCGGAUGAGAAUGCUUCUCAACAGCAACAGCGUCGACGAUGA
Molecule: messenger RNA, 3123 nt
Organism: Talaromyces marneffei
Lineage: Eukaryota; Fungi; Ascomycota; Eurotiomycetes; Eurotiales; Trichocomaceae
Exons: 7
Coding region: 1-3123 (1040 amino acids)
Biological process (GO): DNA-templated transcription; regulation of DNA-templated transcription
Molecular function (GO): DNA binding; DNA-binding transcription factor activity, RNA polymerase II-specific; zinc ion binding
Source: RefSeq, a predicted model, not a curated record